GUAUAAACAGGAUUCGGAAUAUGACAAUGAUUGUCGUCUGUCAAUAAUUUUGAUGUUUGUAUAAUUGUCGAAUCACUGACAGCUGACCGCUAACGUCUUCUCGGCUUCCGCCUGUCGUCACCCGUCAGAGAAUAUGUUUUGUCUGCAUAAAAUAACAUUUACUUCUUUAUCAAAUAUACUUAAUUUUAAGGUUUUGAAUACCUGUUUUAGAUUUUAAAAUAUAUACUGCUCUAAAUGCUAUAAUAAAUUGGUGCUGCUAUUCAUAAACAUUGAGAGUAUCAAGAGUAAGCUCACUGAUUAUGGCUAUUCUUCAUAGAGCGCUUUUUACAUGGUUUAUAUUUUUAGUAUUUUUAAUACUACUUUGUCUACGUCUCGAAUCGAGAACCCAUUGGAAUUGGUUCAUUGUUUUUAUUCCCAUGUGGGUGUAUGACAGCAUUUUAUUGAUAUAUGUUGUAUUCCACAUGGUUUCCCACUGCAGAAAUGGACUAGAAAGGUUUCGCGGGACUAUAAAUAAAAACGUUUGGUACAUUGCUGCUAUAGGACUGAAAAUGGCUGCUCAAAUUAUUAUUUGUAUAAAACUAGAAUACACGAAAGUAAACCUCCCAAUUUAUGUAGUGAUGACUCCAAUUUGGAUGUUGCUCCCAGUUUUGUGUGUUGAAGUUUUUAUGCACCUGAUAAAAAAUUCCAGUAGAAGUAGAUACUGAAUAUUUGUGUCCUUAAGAUAAA
Molecule: messenger RNA, 726 nt
Organism: Zerene cesonia (dogface butterfly)
Lineage: Eukaryota; Metazoa; Arthropoda; Insecta; Lepidoptera; Pieridae
Product: transmembrane protein 60
Exons: 1
Coding region: 300-704 (134 amino acids)
Source: RefSeq, a predicted model, not a curated record